Laetiporus sulphureus 93-53 is the source of this 868-nucleotide messenger RNA. RefSeq names its product N-terminal nucleophile aminohydrolase. The transcript is spliced from 3 exons. Bases 63 to 647 code for a protein of 194 amino acids. Gene Ontology annotation, cellular component: cytosol; nucleus; proteasome core complex. The record is from RefSeq and is a predicted model, not a curated record. Gene Ontology annotation, molecular function: peptidase activity. Gene Ontology annotation, biological process: proteasomal protein catabolic process. NCBI's taxonomy places the organism in Eukaryota, Fungi, Basidiomycota, Agaricomycetes, Polyporales, Laetiporaceae.
CAGCGCUAUCCGUGACUUCGUCUUCCACACUUUCAUCGUACUCGACACUACACGCGACCAUCAUGGAUAUCUCUUUCGCUCUGACGGGGAAAGGUUAUGUGAUUGUGGCCGCAGACACCACGGCAGCGCGCUCGAUUGUGAAAAUGAAGUUGGAUGAGGACAAGAUCAAGGUCCUCAGUCCACACCUACUCAUGGCGUACUCCGGCGAGCCCGGUGAUACACUCCAAUUUGCGGAGUACGUCGAGCGGAACAUUCGUCUCUACCAAAUCCGUAACGCGUAUGCCCUUCGCCCACCUGCUGCUGCUGCGUGGAUUCGCCGUGCACUCGCGGACUCGUUGAGGUCUCGAAAACCAUAUCAAGUGAAUCUCCUCCUGGGCGGGUACGACACCAGCACACACACGCCGAAUCUGUAUUGGGUGGACUACCUCGGCACGCUCACGAGCGUUCCGUUCGGGGCACAUGGUUAUGGAAGCUACUUCGCACUCAGUUUGCUUGAUAGAUACCACGAUCCGGAGGCCACUCUAGAGGAAGGCCUUGCUGCACUCCGCCGGUGCAUAGACGAGGUGGCGAAGCGUUUGGUCGUCGCACCAGGGAGGUACAAGGUGAAGGUGGUCGACAAGGAUGGUGUACGCGAGAUCGAGCUGUAGCUGCGUUCCUUCCUCUAUCUGUAUUCCAUAGUUACUCAUGUUUUCGGUAAACGGACGGCCGUCGACCGAGCUGUGAUUCCGGCCUCAGUAUGCACGUGUGCGCCUCAUUGCGCUGGCGAAGGGCAUUGCUUCGGUAUAUAUUCACCUAACAUGCUUCCAUUUCGAUAGUCCUUCCCGUUCUCAACGGCCGCUGCAUUCACCGUGUAACUCAUGGGCUUCAC